Molecule: messenger RNA, 5149 nt
Organism: Xyrauchen texanus (razorback sucker)
Lineage: Eukaryota; Metazoa; Chordata; Actinopteri; Cypriniformes; Catostomidae
Gene: snrkb
Product: SNF related kinase b
Exons: 6
Coding region: 334-2580 (748 amino acids)
Biological process (GO): microtubule cytoskeleton organization; intracellular signal transduction; protein phosphorylation
Cellular component (GO): cytoplasm
Molecular function (GO): ATP binding; tau-protein kinase activity; protein serine/threonine kinase activity
Source: RefSeq, a predicted model, not a curated record
GCGAGCACUGCGGAGCCACGAGCACAUAGGAGGAAAAGAACUGCGACGCGCGCCACUAUAUGCCUCGUCCUUAUCGGACAGCGGGCAUUAUUUAUAUCUAACGAAAACAAUAAUAGGUUAUUUUUUUGUAUCGACUAUUUUAUCAAUUUGAACAGCAUAGAUAAAUACAAAAGACAAGGGGAGGCAGGGAAUGUUUACAUCGGAUGCUCUUGUACAUAGACGCGUAACUCUCGUACUACCACUUUAAACGGUGAUGUCUCAGUAGAGCCCUGGUUUCCUUCAGAUCCCUCUGGUCACAGAGCCCUGCAACUGUAUCCCCCUGCUUAAUCCAAAAUGUCUACAACCAAAAGUGUCUACGAGGGCAAGAUAGCCGGCCUGUAUGACCUGGACCGCACACUGGGCAAAGGCCAUUUCGCCAUGGUCAAACUAGCCCGUCAUGUUUUCACGGGCCAAUUAGUUGCAGUCAAAAUCAUCGACAAGACCAAGCUUGACGACUUAGCGACCAGCCACCUUCUCCAAGAAGUCCGUUGCAUGAAGCUAGUCCAGCACCCCAACGUCGUGCGACUGUACGAGGUUAUCGAUACGCAAACCAAGCUCUACCUUAUCCUGGAGCUGGGCGAUGGAGGUGACAUGUACGAUUACAUCUUGCGCCACGAAGGUGGCGUGGCCGAAGAUACAGCGAAAGUGCACUUUGCACAGAUCGUACGAGCAAUAGCCUACUGCCAUCGUCUGCACGUUGUGCACAGAGAUUUGAAGCCGGAGAAUGUUGUUUUCUUCAGGCAACAGGGGACAGUGAAACUCACAGAUUUCGGGUUUAGUAACCAUUUUCAGCCCGGCACCAUGUUGAUGACCAGCUGUGGUUCAUUAGCGUACUCUGCCCCAGAAAUACUUCUAGGUGAAGAGUAUGAUGCUCCUGCAGUGGAUGUUUGGUCACUGGGUGUGAUCCUCUAUAUGCUGGUCUGUGGAUACCCACCCUUUCAAGAGGCCAAUGACAGUGAGACCCUCAUCAUGAUCAUGGACUGUCGUUACACUGUACCUGACCAUGUCUCUCCAGAAUGCAAAGAUUUGAUUUCCCGUAUGCUACAAAGGGACCCUGCUAAGCGGGCAUCUCUCACUGAGAUAGAGGGUCACACUUGGCUGCAGGGUGUUGACCCAUCGCCCGCCGGGUGCACAGCUGCCCCUCUUACCUCUCACCGCAGUUUGUUGCCUGAGGAGCAUGAGUUCAUACUGCAGGCCAUGGCCAGUGGCAACAUUGCUGAUCGAGAUGUCAUCCAGGAAGCACUGGAAGCAGACAGAUAUAACCACAUCACAGCCACUUACUUCUUGCUGGGGGAGCGACUCCUCAGAGAAAAACAGGAACAGACCAGUAUCACUCCUGAACAAAGACAUGCACAGAGGCCCAUGUCUGAACCACUGGACUUGGUGAGCCAAGCACCCCAGGCUGAUACAAUAAGAGGGGCCCAUCUGGGUCCAUUGGCACCCCUCAGUGCUAUGUCCUCUAGUUACGCCCGAAGGGGUGUGAGUGAGUCCGGGGACCUGCUGGCUCCCAAACCUAACCGUCAUGAUAACUCCUUCAGUGACUUUUGUAGCACAGCUCCUUGCUUGAAUCUCAGCUUGCGCCCUCUACCUCCAGACCAACCUAAUGUCAAGAGCCUUGGAUCCUUACAGCAGAUCUGUGAGGAAGAAGAGGAUGAUGAGGAUGAGAAGGAGCAGAACAGGGACGAGGCAAAACUUAAGGUGGUACCCAGUAUUCCAGGUCCACUUCCGUCAACAGAUCUCUCUUUGAAACCUUCUAGAACAUCUUCGCAAUCAGAGACUCUGUGUGAAACAGGGAAGCCAAAAAGUAAGGUGAUGGGAAACUGUGAAAUACUGGCCGAGGAAGAGGAACUUGAAGAAGGGGUGGAGGGUACAGAAAAGGAGGUGAAGCUUUUCGAUUCAGAGUCUAACUUUGCUGCAGUCACUGUGGAACAUCAAGAGGAGAAGCCUCCAAAGACUGAAACCGAUGUGGAAAAGAUCAACCAUACUAAGCAACCAAGUAGAACAAGGGACAAGAGUGUUUUCACCCAACCGAGCAUGUCUUUAGAUGAGCAUGAUGGACAACAGAUUCAAGGUCCAAAUAUCGAUGGACCUCCUCCAGCUCCCAGACUGGAUGUUGUUCAGUGCUGCUGGGGACAGCGGGAACCUUCAAAGGACACAAUAGAAAACAACAAUAACACCUUGGCCAAAUCCAGGCUUCUUGAGGUUGGGGUAGUGUCAACUCCUUGCAGUUCCCCAAGGUCCCUACCUAGGAAUCACUGUGUAGAUCUGGGUCCAGAUGGGGUGGAGAUGCGUAAGACGGGGGGUGAAGUUGAGAAACCAGAAGAAGCCCAGCCCAAACCCCAGAAAAGUCUUAACAGCCCGAGGGACACAAGCACUGACCCUGCUAUCCGAGCCGACCCCAGCAAGGUCAAGAACGUGAACUUCCGGGAACGUCUACUACAGUUCCCACUCUGCGAAAAAGCCUUGUCCUUCAACAUCCAGCCCACUUCUAAAGAGAAGCUCCUUCCGUUUGCACAGUACAACUGCUGUCACGUGUUGUAGAGAGGAAUGCAAAGAAAGAAUGAACUGGCAUCACUGGCAGUGUGACUUGCAACUUAAUUUAUUUGACUUGUUAGCGUGAACCCCAUUAAAGCCCUCUACAACUGUCCAGAGUUGUAGACACUAAAAGAUGAAGAGUGUGAUCGCACCUCAUUCUGUAACCUCAGAGAUGCUUUGCCUCACAAUCUACUUCUUAUACAUCUCUAUUUUCUUUCCGUAACCAGAAUUCCUUGCCGCUUUCCUGUAAGGCCAAAGUAUACUUUGGUUUUCUGCAUGCGCUACAUCUCGCACAGUGUGCAUGAUGCAAAUUCCAUCUUUUGCACUGAACGUGCACACUGUCCAAGUGUAGCCAAGGUUUUUUAGGCAAGCAGACAGUCUUCCUCUGUGCAUCAUCGGUACAUGUGCCUUGUGUUGACUGUUCUAAAGAGUAUCACAAAGAAGUCGUAGUGUGCAUGGUGCAAAUGUCAAAAGAGGAUUAAUUGAAAGGCUAGAGCAUUCAACCAUUUGUGAGACGUAGCAGCAUGCAGAAAAACUAUUUGUACCCUAGCUUUUAGACAUGCUGUGUAUAUGAACACCUGUAUCUACUGACACUGCUCACUAUAUACUCUGCCAUCUCAGAGACAUUUCUUAGAACUAGAGUAUGUCUUGCCAGCAUAGGAGCUUUAAUUCAAUAGCUAGUCAUUUUGCACUGUAAUUGCUUCACCACAUUAGUGUACUAUCCAAUUUUUAUAAGUGAUGAUGCAUCAUCGAACAAGGGGCUUUGAAGACCACGCUUCACAGUGAAACUUAACAAGCCAGAUUUGGCUACAAGAAGAGCAAGUGUGAUGACAUAGCCAUCUAGUUGUUGACAAUAAUGGAAUCAGUUUCAUCUUGUUGAUUUGUUUACAUUUUCAGGGGGCUGUGAAGCAAGGUUCUUUUUGGCACUCACUCAAUUUUUAUAGAAGUUGCAUGGCCGUGGGACUGAAUGUCCUGCACCAUGGCCUUGUGUGGAUGUGUUUGUUAGUUAGCAGUUUACCCUCAGGCUGUGGCACAGCAAGCAGAACAGUUGGCCACAUUGAUACAGCGAACAGUGACAGUUUGAGAGCAUGCUUAAUCAGAACAGCUUAUCUUAGCAUCCGCAUCUAGCUGAGGGUUGACCAGGGAAAGAUGUUGAGUACAUCUGCGAUAUAUUUUCAAAAAAAUAAAAAGAGGGCUUGAACAGAGAUUAUUCUGAGAUUAUUGCGAGAGACAUUUCAUGAAAAGGACAUAUUAUUACACAACAAUGUAAGACAGGUCUUCCUGGAGCUAUAUUUUGGAGUUUGUUUUAAAACUGCAAAUUCUUGGAAAUAGUAUGAAUCUUUUAUCAAGUGUUAUCAAGAGUUUGUAGAAAACAUGGUGAAACAAACAUCUUUUGUUACAUGACAUAUGUGAGGGAGAUUAAUUACAUAACAUUUGAACUUCUAUUUUUGUUUAAUCAUCUGCCUCUGUGCACAUAUAACAUUUGUUGUAAUGGGAUAAGCUCAUAUCCAGUCAUCUACAGUGUGUAUUUUUUCCUUUGAACUUGUGCUGUUGGUUUGUAUUUUAGCCCUCACUUAGCAUACAUGCUAAACAACCAUUUCAACCCUUCUACUUUAGGUAUUAUCAAAUGAAGGCAGUGACUUUUUUGACACUAGUGUCAUUAAAGUGAAAUAUGGAAAGGGUCUACAGUAUAUAUAAAUGUCCUAUACUUUGUGUCAUAGCUGUUGUAAAUACUUUUGAGGAGUAUGCUAACUUGAUGCUAAUAGCAUAGCUGAGCCUAGCUUAAAACUUACUUUAAGAAAAUCCAAAUGUUGCUACGGCACGACUGAAGCUAAUGGUUACCAUUGUCUUACCUCUAAAUAGCCUAAACACAUCACAUAAACAUUUAUAUAGCAGAUUUUACUGUAAUAAAUGAUACUUUGGUACUCCAAAGGACGUUGAAGCUAUAUCACACUAUAUAUAGUGCACCAAAGUCAUCAGUUUGUGAAAUACUUUUGUCACAUAGUCAGUGUAUGUGCAGAUGUCUUGCAUUUUUCUUCUGUUCAAUAUCUCGGACCACAGAUAAGCUUGACCAAAAGCACAAAAACAGAUUUAAUGAAAUGUAAAGGUGCUUUGGGAAGAGAUUUCUGACAAAUUUCACAUCAUUUUUUCAGGUUACAAAUAAAAUAAUAAUUCUGCCACUAGUACACACCAAUUAUAAUAUCUAGUCACAAAAGCUGAGGAUCUAGAAUCAGGUUUCUCCAUUCCUGUUGUUGUCACUCUUAACAGAAAAUACUGAUCUAGGAACAGCAAUUCUGACAAGAAAUAAUUAGUGAGCCCUAUGGAACAAUCAGAUGUAAAAAGUUGACAUGCACUGUGUUAUCAUAAAAAAAAAUUAUUGUAUGCAUUUUGUUUAUCGUUUGACAUGAGUCUCCAUACUUUCCAAGCAGCUGUAAUCGCUUCAUUGCGAUAGUCAGAUUUGGCUUUGUCUAUAGUCCCAUUUACCCUUACUAAAACAAUGACUGUGUCUCAAUGAGAUUAAUUUAUUUUUAUAUUUAUUUAUUAAAACUGAUUAAACUGUCAUUUGUGUCUUUGU